Messenger RNA from Vollenhovia emeryi, 1953 nucleotides. RefSeq lists its product as uncharacterized. Bases 163 to 1224 code for a protein of 353 amino acids. NCBI's taxonomy places the organism in Eukaryota, Metazoa, Arthropoda, Insecta, Hymenoptera, Formicidae. The record is from RefSeq and is a predicted model, not a curated record. The transcript has 4 exons.
AUGUGUGAAGGCCUUUACACUGUGAUCUAACCUAACCUAACCCGACCUAACCUAACUUAUUGUUAACUCGCGGAGCUUGAUCUCGCGGCCAUUGCACUGCAUUGCAUUCCCGACGGUAGUUUUGACAGUAGAAUCGCGAGUUUCGCGUGCACUUUCGGGAUCAUGAACGUAGAAAACGAGAAGGACCCACUGGAGCCGUCGCGGUGUUUCAUCUGCAACGACGAGAUCCGAAACCGCUUCUACUGCCUGGCCACAUGCAGAACGCAAAACUCGGGGACCAGGGUAAUCAAGAAGCUCGGGGAAUUGGUUGGCGAGAGGUACAUGAUCGUGAUAUCCGAGGACGACGUCAUCUGUCGCUCGUGCGCUAAUCUUAUCAACGCCCUGGACCGGCUGGAGACGGAAAUGCACAAGACGCGGGAUCACAUUCUGCUCUUCCUGGAGCAGAAGUACUCGCUGGAGAACGGGGAGCUUCGCGGCGACGCGCCGAAGCCGAGUCAACCGCCACAGAUCACGAGGUCCAAAACGAAAAGCGCCUACGUAAACAGUAACCAGCAGAACGAGAGCGAUCCAGGCCCGGAUGACUCGCUGGCGAAGAGCUCGUACGACUGGCUGCAGUGCGACCGGUGCAAGUACACCACGUGUUCCAAGUCCUUCAUGGUGCACCACAUGAGAGAUCACAUCAAGCAGAGGUCAAUCUGCGAAGACUGCGGUCAGUACGUCACCGAGAACCAGGGGGACCAGAGACACUGUUGUAGGGCGGAUGACUUGGGGAACAAGGAGAACGAGGCAGGCAAUUCCGGUGCCACUGUCAAGAGUGAGGCGGGGGUAGGGACGGCACUUUCGAACAAGCAAGUUCGACUGAUCUUGCCCGUUACGCAAACGACCCCGCCGCCACUGAUUGGUAUAUCGAAUUAUUCCGAUCACCUGUAUCUCCCGUUAUUACUGGGUGACUCCGCAUCUUCUUCCCAGCAAUUAACGUUGUCGUCUCAGCAAUUGAUAUACGCUCCGCAGCCGAUCAAUACGGUUGACAAUAUCGUUGACAAUUCGAGGAAAAGUACGAGAUUACCCACAAAUCCUGCGCAGGAAACGACAGCGGAAAACGGAAAUAGAAGGCACGUGUUGACUGUGAAGGAGGAUGGAAGUUUGCAAAUGGUCGAGAUAAUGCCCGAGACGGGGACAAGAACGCCAAAUAUCAAAGACAGCGUUCAAAUAGCUAUUAGUUAGAGAGCAGUUAGCGUCAUUUCAGCAUUUUUAUAUCCCAUUGCUCUUGAACCUUGCGUCCACAGUACCAGAGGUCGGUCCGAGAUCCGAUAAGUGAUAUAGCCAAGCAGCUUUUCUGUAACGAAUACAAAUUGGCCACAUAAUUCUCGGAUCGAGAUCUUGGACGAAUUUUUAACAUCGUGGACGCAAGGCUUUACAGAGUGUACCUGUUAACAAAUCCAGAAUGGAUUGCAAUACAUUAAAACUUAUCUUAACUCUAAUGUGAUACGUGAAGCAACGUCAUGCGAGUAUUUUCUGCACUCGCACAUCACCGCGGAUGCCAAUUGCAUUAAUCAAAGAUAAAUGAACUCGAUCGCAGAAAUCAUACCUAUUUUUUUCAACGAGUGAUAGAAAUGCAUUAAUGUAUUGUAAAAGCGCGAACCGCACUGCCCGCAUAUCUAUCAAAUUAUCAUAAAGAUUGGUAUUUAAAUUAUCAAAGAAAAUAUAAUGACUACUAUAUGACACGUGCGGUUUAGGAUUUGCCCUUUGAAAAAUCGUUAUUAAAAGAGCAAGAAUCGAUUUUAGCAAAAAAUAAUAUUUCUAUAAAAUUCAGUUGCUCCUGUAUUAUCUUUUUUACGAUAUUAAUUGACAAUCUCGAUUAGUCGCGUGUUAUUUUAUGAGUGGCAGUCAUCGUAUGUAUUUUGAGCGAAAUAAAUUCGAAUAACGCCAUGUUUUGUUGGGCGAGUUGUCCAA